AUGGCCGCUACUGCGCUUGACCAUCUCAGCCUCGGAGGCAAGAUUCAGUGGCUCGCUCAGCUCAACACUGAGUUCCAACCCGCUCGCGAGUUCCGCCGCACUUCCAUUAUCUGCACCAUUGGCCCCAAGACCAACUCGGUCGAGGCCAUCAACAAGCUCCGCGAUGCUGGUCUUAACGUUGUCCGCAUGAACUUCUCCCACGGCAGCUACGAGUAUCACCAGUCCGUCAUUGACAAUGCUCGCGAGGCUGAGAGGGUCCAGGCUGGCCGUCCUAUUGCCAUUGCCCUUGACACCAAGGGCCCUGAGAUCCGUACCGGCAACACCAAGAACGAUGAGGAUCUUCCCAUCUCCGCCGGUGCCAUCCUCAACAUCACCACCGAUGAGCGGUACAAGACUGAGUGCACUACUGAGAACAUGUACGUCGACUAUGAGAACAUCACCAAGGUCAUUGCUCCCGGCCGUGUCAUCUACGUCGACGAUGGUGUCCUCGCUUUCGAGGUUCUCGAGAUUGUCGAUGAUAAGACCAUCAAGGUCAAGGCCCGCAACAACGGCUUCAUCUCCUCCCGCAAGGGCGUCAACCUUCCCAACACCGAUGUCGAUCUCCCUGCUCUUUCCGAGAAGGAUAAGGCCGAUCUCAGGUUCGGUGUCAAGAACAAGGUCGACAUGGUCUUUGCUUCGUUCAUCCGUCGCGGCCAGGACAUCAAGGACAUCCGUGAGGUCCUCGGCGAGGAGGGCAAGAACAUUCAGAUCGUUGCCAAGAUCGAGAACAGGCAGGGUCUCAACAACUUCGCUGAGAUUCUCAAGGAGACCGACGGUGUCAUGGUUGCCCGUGGUGACUUGGGUAUCGAGAUUCCCGCCGCCGAGGUGUUCGCUGCCCAGAAGAAGAUCAUUGCCAUGUGCAACAUUGCCGGCAAGCCCGUCAUCUGCGCUACCCAGAUGCUCGAGUCCAUGAUCAAGAACCCCAGACCCACCAGAGCCGAGAUCAGCGAUGUCGGUAACGCUGUUACCGAUGGUGCUGACUGCGUCAUGCUUUCUGGUGAGACCGCCAAGGGUGCUUACCCCAACGAGGCCGUCCGUGAGAUGAGCGAGGCCGUCCUCAAGGCCGAGAACACCAUCCCCUACGUCAGCCACUUCGAGGAGCUUUGCAGCUUGGCCAAGCGCCCCGUCUCCAUUGCCGAGUCUUGCGCCAUGGCCUCUGUCCGCGCCUCCCUCGACCUUAACGCCGCUGUCAUCCUCGUUCUCUCCACCUCCGGCGAGUCCGCUCGUCUCAUCUCCAAGUACCGCCCUGUGUGCCCCAUUAUCAUGAUCACCAGGAACGAUACUGCUUCGAGAUACGCCCAUCUUUACCGUGGUGUCUACCCCUUCCUUUUCCCCGAGUCCAAGCCUGACUUUAGCAAGGUCAACUGGCAGGAGGAUGUUGAUCGCCGCAUCAAGUGGGGUAUCGGCCACGCCAUGGCCCUCAACGUUCUCAACGAGGGCGAGACCGUUGUCGUUGUUCAGGGCUGGAAGGGUGGUAUGGGUAACACCAACACCUUCCGUAUCGUUAAGGCCGAUGUCAACCACCUUGGUCUUGGCCAGCGUUAA
Messenger RNA from Neurospora tetraspora, 1584 nucleotides. RefSeq names its product pyruvate kinase, variant. The transcript has 4 exons. The record is from RefSeq and is a predicted model, not a curated record. Lineage: Eukaryota; Fungi; Ascomycota; Sordariomycetes; Sordariales; Sordariaceae. Gene Ontology annotation, cellular component: cytoplasm. Gene Ontology annotation, biological process: glycolytic process. The coding region runs from base 1 to 1584 and encodes 527 amino acids. Gene Ontology annotation, molecular function: potassium ion binding; magnesium ion binding; pyruvate kinase activity.